UAAGGCGCGACGCAGGCCCCGUGCAGGUCAUUAGGGGCAGUAUGUUUCGAUUAGCUGGAACGCUCCGGUCGUGUGUUCGGUGGAAGCCGGAGAUAGCGCUUCUAGCGCGGAACUACAAGAUAGAGCCGGUGGGCCGAGAUGUGGUGCUGUUCGAGCACCGGAGGCCGCGCUUCUUCCGCCUGUUGGGGGCGUUUUGUGUGGCUCAGACCGGCUUCUGGGCGUACUUGGCGCACUUCGGCUUCACGACUCUGCGGGACAUCAGACACAGCACCAGGGGGCAGGACGGGGAGGUGAAUGGCAGGAACAUGGGCUCCCCCUUGUGGAGGACGGCGUUCACUCUGGGCUGCCUGUCAGUGGGUACCCUUGUAAUGGUAGCUGGUUUGUUGUUCUCACGUCGCUCUGUCAACUCUGUGAUUCUUCAUGCUGGAGGAGAUAAAGUAACCAUCGUCACUGCAGGUUUUUUUGGGAUUAGUUCAUCAUUUAGUCUUCCUUUAAGACACAUUUCUUGUAUGGCUCAUCGCUCGGAGGUUCCUGCCAUGAUACCUCUUAAGAUCAAAGAUCGCCCUUUGUAUUACCUAAUGGACAAGCAAGGACAUGUUUCCAAUGCCAAGUUGUUUGAUCUCACAGUGGGAGCAUAUCGGAAGCUGUGA
Staurois parvus is the source of this 650-nucleotide messenger RNA. Lineage: Eukaryota; Metazoa; Chordata; Amphibia; Anura; Ranidae. The record is from the annotation of a GenBank genome assembly.